This is a messenger RNA of Neohortaea acidophila, 1155 nucleotides long. Its product is annotated as Glyoxalase/Bleomycin resistance protein/Dihydroxybiphenyl dioxygenase. Gene Ontology annotation, biological process: L-methylmalonyl-CoA metabolic process. Gene Ontology annotation, cellular component: mitochondrion. The transcript has a single exon. Bases 1 to 1155 code for a protein of 384 amino acids. Gene Ontology annotation, molecular function: methylmalonyl-CoA epimerase activity. NCBI's taxonomy places the organism in Eukaryota, Fungi, Ascomycota, Dothideomycetes, Mycosphaerellales, Teratosphaeriaceae. The record is from RefSeq and is a predicted model, not a curated record.
AUGGCCGGUACAGCGGAGCGCGUGCCACCUCACGGCAACUCCUCACAAUUCGGCACCGAACGACCAACCACUUUCGCCGCCCAUCAACCACAUGGCGAUGUGAAGCCCAACGCCGGCUUCUCGCUGCCCGAUCGAGAUGCGGAAGAACGAGGAGAGACGGGCGAAGGCAUCGCAGAAUGGCAGCGACGAAAUGGCAUCGAUCCCUCCGCCCACAUUCGCAUCGUCAAGAUCGCCCACAUGCGCUACCAGCACGCCGAGCUCGUCAAGAUCACCCAAUUCCUCAAGGACUUUGGCAUGCACAUUGUCAAAGAGACGGAGGAUCGGGUGUGGUGGGGCGGGUACGGGACAGAUCCAUACGUGUAUUACUGCCAGAAGGGCGCCACGAAGGAAUUCUUGGGAGCGGCGUUCGAGGUGGAGAGCUACAAAGAUCUGGGAAAGGCGGCGAAGCUUCCCGGGGCAUCGCAGAUUGAAGAAAUGACAGAUGCGCCGGGAGGAGGGUACAUUGUUACGGUCAAGGAUGGGAACGGCUUUCCAGUGAACCUCAUCCACGGCCAGCAACCUGUGGCGCGCGGGGAGGUGCCGGGCAAGAUCAUCCAGAACUACGAGGUCGACAAGCCGAGAGUGCGCAGAUUUCAACGCUUCACUCCCGGCCCUGCUGCCGUGCACAAGCUCGGCCAUUUCGGGUAUACCGUGCGAGACUUCAAGGCGCAGCUCGACUUUUACACUCGAACGUUCAACCUCGUGCCCACCGAUUUCCUCUCCGCUCCGACGGAAGACGGCAAGCGAGGGGAGGAAGUGGUUGUCUUCUUGCACGUAGACCGUGGAGAGGAGCCUGUCGAUCACCAUACCGUCUUCUUCGGUGCCGGUAAAACAUCUCACGUCCAUCACGCGAGCUUCGAGGUGCACGAUUUCGACACGCAGCAGCUCGGACACCAAUGGCUUGCAAAGCAGAACUAUACACCGGUCUGGGGCGUGGGAAGGCACAUCCUCGGCUCGCAAGUCUUCGAUUACUGGGCGGAUACGAGUGGCAACAUGAUUGAGCACUACGCAGAUGGUGAUCUGGUCAAUCAAGAUACGCCCAUAGGCUGGGGCUCGGCCGCCGACGAGGCUUUGGCCGUCUGGGGACCUGAGUUGCCAAAAUGGUUUCUCGAUUAG